AUGAACGGUAAGGGCUGUCACCUCCUGGUCUCCCCCUCUGGUGGAACCCCAUCGCUGGGCAUGAUCACAGGACAGCAGGCCCCCUCCAUCAGGAUGCCUAUGCACACCACCCUGUCCCCGGGAUACCGUGCCACCCUGAGCCCCUCUCCGGUGGGUAGCAGCUGGGGCAGAGGAGGGGGUGUCCACCACUCCCAGGUACCCCUCAGCUCCGGGACAAACUCUGGGAGUUCUGUCCUGCUUCCUGCCCCGAGCCUCCGCAGGCAGAUGUUGACCAAUGGGAAACAGCCAAAUGUGUCAAGUGUCUCACAGAUGUCAUGGCAACAAGUGCCCACCCUUCAACUCCCACCCAUCAGCAUUGCAGCCACCAAUCAGGGCAUGGCGUCUGACUGCUCUGACAGUGGUGUCAAAGGUAAGUUCUAGUAGGCUUUGCCGAUAGACAGUAUUACAUACAGACUAAUACAUUUACACAUCAGUGUAUAUGUGAGUGAUGUCUUGACCUUUUGUGUAGGAUAAGGUCAUUUCCAUGUAAAAGGACCCAUGAGCACCAACAUGUGAAGUUCAUAGGAGCAUGUCAAAUUGGGUGUCAAAUGAAGGCUAAGAGUAUAUUACAUGUUUUAUUAAGACAUAUAUAUAUAUAUUAUUUUCAACCAUUUCCAUCCUAGAAAUUAGGAAUAAGCAAAGGCUUUGAUUUAUUUUCAAACAGAUUGAAAUUAGGUCUUAGAAAACAUCUACCAGAAACCGCUUUAAAAGCUAUUAGAAAUACAUCAAAACACAAUAAUGUUGAAGACCCCUGCCAACUAAUAUCAACACUUAUAUUUAGUUUAGGAUAAUUUGUUCUGCCUUCUGUAAGUUUAACAAACAUUGCCUUGUGCCUUGAAAUUCCAUUACCAAAAACCCACAUAUCUUUUAAGAUAUUUUCAGUUCACAGAAGUGACAAGUAAAGACCUAUCAGUUAGUUAUAGUGUUUUUACUGAUAUCAAUUUUGUUUAUAAAUUAUUAAGUGAUUAAAACAAAUCAUAACAGAAUUUCUGCAAUUGAAUUGGCUACAAUGGGAAAUCAAAGUAGUCACAAAACACAGUUGGGUCACCUGCUACUGUCCUCCCUUCCACUGGCAUUCUGUUAUGUUCAACUGGUAACAGUUUUCUUUCUCUUUCUGUCAUCUGGUGGUCAAAGCAAGAGUGUGAAAAGUCUGGGCAAGCCCUGCCUCACUCUCUCCCUCUCUCUCUUCUCUCUCUCUCCAAUUAAUGUCCCCUCUCCCGGCUCUUACUGACACCUACCCAUGAGCCCCCUCCCUUUCCAUUUACUGUAACCAGGUUCCUCACCCACUAAGCACUGACCGACACCGGACGUCCAUGGACGUUGACAAGUAGUUUACAUUUGGUCAGUCUGCCCUGGCCUUGAUUUCAACAUCCACAUACAUUUUUGGGGGGCCUGGUGCAGACCAGACUUGAUUUCAAGUCUUUCUGUACCGGCCUUUUUUUGGCCCAAACAUAGACAUAGACGUCCAUGAUUCACAAGUUUGGACAGCACAGUACAUUACAGGACAGUACAGUAGAGCACAGUAGAGUACACAACAAUAAAGAAAAGUAGAGUAUAGUUCAGUAUAUUACAGUACAGUACAGUAGAGCACAGUAGAGUACACUACAGUAAAGAAAAGGAGAGUAUAGUUCAGUACAGUACAGUAAAGAAAAGUAGAGUUCAGUACAGUACACAGUAGAGCACACUAGAGUUGAGUACACUAUAAUGUACUGUACUGAACCAUACUCUACUGUACUGUACUGUACUGAACUGUAUUGUACUGUACUGAAGAAUACUCUACUUGACUAUACUGUACUGUACUCUACUGAACUCUACUGUGCUGUACUUUGAUGUCCAAACUUGUGAAACAUAGACGUCUGUGAUUGGUUAAGAUUUGGUCCGGUCCGGACCAACCAAAUGUUGUCUUGUUUGGUGGCGGAGCUCAUUAAAAUAAUAGCCAGUGUGUAGAGUAAUACCCAAAUAUGCAAAGGAGGAUAUUGCAUAUUUAUACCUUUGUGUAUCUAUUCAGGAUACAUCACCAUGAAGAGAAUGACAUUCAUAUUUAUAAUUAUGCAUUUCUGUCUAGUACAGAUCAGGGACCCAUGAUGAAAUUUCAUUACCUCAAUUCUGUUACCAGGUGUAAAUCCACUUCACUUACUGUAGUUCAACAACCAAAAGAGAUAAAAUAAAGAUAAAAUAUUUUUUUUAAAUGAAAUAGUGACACGAGGAAUAAAUACAUAAUGAAUAACGAAUAACAAUAAUGAGUAAAAAAUAACAUGGCUAUAUACAGGGAGUGGCUAUAAGCAUCUGCACAGUUCUUCCAGUAAAUGGGUUUUUGUAAAAUGUUCAGUGUAAAUUGUUAAAAGUAGUCCUUGUGCAUAGAGUUGUACAGUUUGUUAAACUUUGAAAUCAAUUACGGUCUAAGGCACUGCAUCGCAGUGCUUGAGGUGUCACUACAGACCCGGGUUCGAUCCCAGGCUGUGUCACAGCCGGCCGUGACCGGAAGACCUUGAGGCGGCGCACAAUUGGCCCAGCGUCGUGCGGGUUAGGGUAGGGUUUGGCUGGCCGCGAUUUCCUUGUCGGUCGCCAGCUGGACAGUGUUUCCUCCGACACAUUGGUGCGGCUGGCUUCCGGGUAGAGCGAGCAGUGUGUCAAGAAGCAGUGCGGCUUGGCAGGGUCGUGUUUCGGAGGACACAUGGCUCUCGACCUUCUCCUCUCCCGAGUCCGUACGGGAGUUGCAGCGAUGGGACAAGACUGUAACUACCAAUUGGAUAUCACGAAAAAGGGGUCAAAGUAAAGUAAAGUAGAAUCUGAAUCUCAGAGCAAUUCCGUUACCGUGGAAUUGCCCAUAACUGUAAUUGACUUGAUCAGUCUUGACUUUGUCCCCUCAUUAUGACAGUGUGACCCUCGAGACCUUAGGUUAGUGGUCCUCUCUAGGUGCACUUGCAAGUGAGGAUGUCACUCCAAAUAAGACCCAUGGGGCGGCGCACAAUUGGCCCAGCGUCGUCCAGGGUAGGGGAGGGAAUGGCCGGCAGGGAUGUAGCUCAGUUGGUAGAGCAUGGCAUUUGCAACGCCAGGGUUGUGGGUUCGAUUCCCAAAAUAAAAAGAUAAUGUAAGUCGCUCUGGAUAAGAGCGUCUGCUAAAUGACUAAAAAUUUAAAAAAUGUAAGUUGAAAGCACCAUAUUAAAGGAAUCAGUUAUUUAAUAGCUAGCUAAAUGUUCCCUACCAUAAACUAUUUAUUUAAAACCUGAUACUUAUGCCCUCCAAGGACCUGUAUGGAGGACCUCUUCCUCCCUUUCAAUUGAAAGAUCACAGUGUGCACGUCCCAGAACAGAAGACAGACUUACAGUGAUAUGUUGUAAACAGUUUUUCAAUCAGCCCCUCUCUUCUCGCCACUCUUCAAAGUAGCACUGAUUUACAUAGACGUCUUCAUACUUCACUUCACUUCAAUGUUGUCCUCCCACCCGAACCACCGCUCUUCCCCAGAACUCCUUUCUCCCUGGCCUGUUUAUUGAUAAUUAACCAAGCAGAAAACAUGUCCCUAAAUGAGCGAUGGAGGAAAAAUAGGAAGAAAAAAAUCUCAUUAGUAAUUAACAGAGCAGAAAGUGUCUCUGGGCAGUUCAGGUUUGUUAGGUUGAAUUCCAGUAUUCAUACGUUUCUAUUGAACAAGACAAAAAACGUCAGGUUUGUGUUUGAUUUCUGUUGAAGAUAUCUUUCUAAUGGGUCCCUGGUGUGCAAACACAGUUUGCUGUGUUAAUAUGGUGAAGUGAACUGUGAUGGAGAUGAACAGACCCUGAACCUUGGAUUCAUUGCAUCGCUAUCAAAGUCAGAUACUGCCAGUACAAAUUAAAGAAAUGUGUGUCAAGCAUGAUGACAAUGGUUGGAUGCAAAUGAAAAUGCCUCAACCACUCUCACUACAAUUAAUACACAGUGAGAGUUCUCCACAAUCGUCUCUCUAUUAUCUUUGUCUAGAAUUUACGUUGAAUAGCUUGAUUCCAUAAUUAAGAAAGUUAUUAUAAUUUUUUAUGUUUUCUUAAAUCUUGUUUCAAGCUGUGUCGAACGAUUCUGAUUGAAUUUAGUCUAGCACAAGCAGCAACACUGGAAGGCUGAGGCUGGAGUGCUCAGAUGUAAAGGCUUCUUAUUUAUUAUGAUUUUUAUAAUAUUCCUAGUUGAACAUAAACUUGAAACAGUGUUGAUUAAUUUAGAGCCCGCAUGAGACCUAAGAAAUUCCACUCUACAUUUUAGACCCUUAAUCAUUAAUACAGUAUGUGGUUCCUCACUAUUUAGAUAUUAUUAUGCAUGGAGAAAUGUCAAGAUUUUUUUUAUUUGUAAAGUAUAUGGUCUAAUUCAAGCAAACCAUGUCAAGUGAUUGUAUUUCCUACUGUACAGUGAGGGGAAAAAAUAUUUGAUCCCCUGCUGAUUUUGUACGUUUGCCCACUGACAAAGAAAUGAUCAGUCUAUAAUUUUAAUGGUAGGUUUAUUUGAACAGUGAGAGACAGAAUAACAACAACAAAAUCCAGAAAAACGCAUGUAAAAAAUGUUAUAAAUUGAUUUGCAUUUUAAUGAGGGAAAUAAGUAUUUGACCCCCUCUCAUUCAGAAAGAUUUCUGGCUCCCAGGUGUCUUUUAUACAGGUAACGAGCUGAGAUUAGGAGCACACUCUUAAAGGGAGUGCUCCUAAUCUCAGCUUGUUACCUGUAUACAAGACACCUGUCCACAGAAGCAAUCAAUCAAUCAGAUUCCAAACUCUCCACCAUGGCCAAGACCAAAGAGCUCUCCAAGGAUGUCAGGGACAAGAUUAUAGACCUACACAAGGCUGGAAUGGGCUACAAGACCAUCGCCAAGCAGCUUGGUGAGAAGGUGACAACAGUUGGUGCGAUUAUUCGCAAAUGGAAGAAACACAAAAGAACUGUCAAUCUCCCUCGCCCUGGGGCUCCAUGCAAGAUCUCACCUCGUGGAGUUGCAAUGAUCAUGAGAACGGUGAGGAAUCAGCCCAGAACUACACGGGAGGAUCUUGUCAAUGAUCUCAAGGCAGCUGGGACCAUAGUCACCAAGAAAACAAUUGGUAACACACUACGCCGUGAAGGACUGAAAUCCUGCAGCGCCCGCAAGUUCCCUCUGCUCAAGAAAGCACAUAUACAGGGCCGUCUGAAGUUUGCCAAUGAACAUCUGAAUGAUUCCGAGGAGAACUGGGUGAAAGUGUUGUGGUCAGAUGAGACCAGAAUGGAGCUCUUUGGCAUCAACUCAACUCGCCGUGUUUGGAGGAGGAGGAAUGCUGCCUAUGACCCCAAGAACACCAUCCCCACCGUCAAACAUGGAGGUGGAAACAUUAUGCUUUGGGGGUGUUUUUCUGCUAAGGGGACAGGACAACUUCACCGCAUCAAAGGGACGAUGGACGGGGCCAUGUACCGUCAAAUCUUGGGUGAGAACCUCCUUCCCUCAGCCAGGGCAUUGAAAAUGGGUUGUGGAUAGGUAUUCCAGCAUGACAAUGACCCAAAACACAUGGCCAAGGCAACAAAGGAGUGGCUCAAGAAGAAGCACAUUAAGGUCUUGGAGUGGCCUAGCCAGUCUCCAGACCUUAAUCCCAUAGAAAAUCUGUGGAGGGAGCUGAAGGUUCGAGUUGCCAAACGUCAGCCUUGAAACCUUAAUGACUUGGAGAAGAUCUGCAAAGAGGAGUGGGACAAAAUCCCUCCUGAGAUGUAUGCAAACCUGGUGGCCAACUACAAGAAACGUCUGGCCUCUGUGAUUGCCAACAAGGGUUUUGCCACCAAGUACUAAGUCAUGUUUUGUAGAGGGGUCAAAUACUUAUUUCCCUCAUUAAAAUACAAAUCAAUUUAUAACAUUUUUGACAUGUGUUUUUCUGGAUUUUUGUGUUGUUAUUCUGUCUCUCACUGUUCAAAUAAACCUACCAUUAAAAUUAUAGACUGAUCAUGUCUUUGUCAGUGGGCAAACAUACAAAAUCAGCAGGGGAUCAAAUACUUUUUUCCCUCACUGUAUGUCCCUGUAUACUUUGACAUUGGUGGAGAACCCUCAACCCUCUAAUGGUGAACUUGUCUCUACCAGGUUACUCUGUCUCAGGACCAAGUAUGCAGGUGUUGGGCCAGCCGGCUGGUGCCAACCUCUGGGUCACCAGUAGUCCCAUGGUGGUCCAGAGCCUGGGCCCAGUGUCUCCUGUGAGCACCCAGGCCUACACCUCAGGUCCUCUGGUACCACACACCCCCCAAGACCCCCAACCCCCACAAGGCCUGGUGGUACCCUACACAGAUGCCAGGUGAGUCAACAUCUGCACCAUUCUAGGUGAGGGAGUAUACCUGCAAACUCUUUUCAUUACACUGAUUUCUGUGAUACUUUAAACAAAAUUCACGUACGUUAUUAAACAGCUGUGAUACUAAACUCUACCCGACUUUCCUGGUACUGCUAUCCUUACUCACAUACUACAGUGUUGUGCCUCAGGUCCUUGCUCUCCAGAGAGUCGCUGGCCUCCACCACCCUGAGCCUAGCAGAGACCCAGUCAGUUCUGAGUGGCAGACAGGAGUGGCCCUAUGGCUACCGGGUCCUUCCUCCACUCUGCCCACAGCAGGGCUCCACCCUAGGCAGCGAGGGCGGUGAGCUGCUCAGCAUGCCCCCUGGCACUGCCAUGUCAGGGAGCACCAGCAUCUCCAACUCUGCGUCCCUGCCUUCCUACCUGUUUGGGGGGGAUGUCAACAGCCCCCGGCAGUACUCAGCCCAUUCCAAGAAGAGGGCCCUCUCCAUGUCCCCUCUGUCAGACGGCUAUGGCAUCGACUUCAACUCCAUCAUCCGCACCUCGCCCACCUCGCUGGUGGCUUACAUCAAUGGUUCCCGGAGCUCUCCGGCUUCCCACCACACCCUUUCACCCCUCCAGCCUGAGGUCUAUGGCCACUUCCUGGGGGUGAGAGGGAGCUGUAUCCCCUAUCCUCAGACUCCAGGCCUCUUCAGCCUCCCAGGCUCCACACUGGCCCUGACCCAACUGAGUGACCCCCACCCUUGGACGGAGUGUGGUCGCAUGCAGAGGCUGGAGCAGGGCGGAGCGCUGGAGAGCCAGAUGGCUAACAUGGUGGUGGAGCAGCAGUGUCUCCCAGAGGAGGGAGGGACACUACAGAAGGCAGCCAGGAACGCUAAUGACCUGGUGCCAUCUCUACACUUUCAGCUAGAGUUGGCCACCAUCAUCAGAUCAGCUAGUCCACCGCAGGGCCCACCGCCUCCCUACCACUCUCACCAGCACCACCACCUCCACAGACCUCUCAGCCACAUCCAGGGCCAGGCCCAGUUCCCUGUCCCGCAGGCUCCCCCAGCUCCCCCUGGGCAUGGGGUCAGCCUCCUGCCUCAUCCUCUUUCCCCGUUCCCCAUGCUGGAGGAAGAGGAGGAGGAGACAGAGGAAUACAGUAGGGGCCACUGCUGCCGCUGGUUGGACUGCAGUGCUGUGUAUGACCAAAAGGAGGAGCUGGUAAGGCACAUAGAGAAGCUCCAUGUGGACCAACGGAAGGGCGAGGACUUCACCUGCUUCUGGGCAGGAUGUCCACGCAGGUUCAAGCCUUUCAACGCCCGCUACAAACUCCUCAUCCACAUGAGAGUCCACUCUGGAGAGAAGCCCAACAAGUGCACGGUACAUAGCAAAUCAAUCUCUGGUGAAUGCCUCAAAACUGUCUAUACCAUGCAAGUGUGAAUCUGUUUAGUCACCCACUUGAGAAUCCAUUGGCUUUACCUGAACAAAAUUCUACCUCAGGUAUUCCAUCUUAUGCACAAUGGUUAACAUCCUUUUCCCAUAAGUGUGCUACAGGGGGAAGUGAGUGCACCAGUUCCCUUCCAGGCUGUCUCCCCUGUCUACUGUGAGUCAACCAGCCAAUCAUCUAGACCUGAGCUAUAGAUGUCAUUUCAGCCUCUUAAUAGCCUUGCUGAGACAGUUUAGAGGGAAAUAGACAUCUUGAAGUACACAUGUUGUACCUCUUUAAGGCCUUUGUGUGCUCUGAUGUACGGCCGAAGGCUGAAGGUUGGGGUCAGAAAUAUGGCCUCUCUCUCCUCUUAACUGUGGCCACGGGCUAAUUAGUCCAGCUCUGUGAUAGUUGACAUGGGAGUUAACUUAAUUAUGUAGUUAUUAAAUCAGCACAAAGGCAGCGCAGCGCUUAAGUUCUGGCAGGGCACCAGUCAGACAGCCUCCUGCUCUCUGCUCUCUGCCACAGUCUCCUCUCUCUCUCCUAGAUCUCUCUCUCUCUGAGCUACUCUACCAGGUAGUCACAGGGCCUGUCAGCAGCCAAGAACCUGCCAGGCAGGGACAGACUUGGCUGGGUUUCUGGGAAGGUGAUGCCCCCUGGCCCGGUUCUGAUUGGGUCUGGUUCUGUGACCAAGGAGAGAGAGACUUGAAUGGAGUUCAUCUGAAAGCCAUGGACCUGGUUCUGAUUAAUUUAGUCCUCUUCACUAGUCGCUUUUGAUUUCACUGCAUGACAACAUGCCAUGUUCAAAGCCAAAGUCAGUUGACAGAUGAGUUGUUCUGCACUGUAUGUCCUUCCUGUCCUGUAUUUUUUUUUUUUUUUUUUUUUUUUUUUUUUUUACAAAUUACUAAAACUUAAACGAAACUGUAGAAAUUAUAUUGGACCUACAUUUGAACAGAGUCUUCACUCUUUCCAGGUUGCUAUGAAUCACCUAAAUGAAAGCUGAAUAGUUAAGGAGAAUCAAACAUUUAAAAAACAAUGGAUACAGGACUUUUUUUUGCUAAUUUUGACGGCAAGGAAAUAUAACAAAUUUUCAGUGUAGCCCUCCGGACCUCGGUAAAUACCGAAUGCGGCCGGCGGGCAAAAUGAGUUUGACAUCCCUGGUCUAGACAAUUGUAGAGAUACCCCCCGCCCUCAACCCCACUGGUAACAUACUUGAAGUUCAGAUGAGUAAGAGGCCAACAAUUCUCAUUCUCUGUCUCGUUUCGCUGCUUCUUGGUUAGACAAUUAUUAACUGGAUGCAUACCUGCGGUCGACCUUUCGCUCCAAAACACUCACUUAUUAGUUCUAACCAGUCCCGUUGCUAUGGAGGCUGCAGCUGCAUUCAGAUGGGUCUGUGUACCAUGAAAUCAUGUGUUAAAGGGGAAAAUAUCCAGGGUCAUGCCCAAAAACAGAACAGACAUUGGGUGUGUCGGAAAUGGCACCAUAUUCCCUAUAUAGUGAAUAGAAUGCCAAUUUGGACAUACCCAUUAUAUAACAUCCCAUCAUCCCAGGCUUGACUUCAGCAUACGCUGAUAAGUCCUACUGAAAAGAAAUAGAACGAGGUCAGUCUAAUUGACAGAAACUGUCAGAAAACCCAGACUUACUGAACAAAAACAGUCUGAGCAAUCAAAGUCAGAGCCGAAGAGCUAGACAGGCAACAGAGACUCUCACAGAGCGAGAGAACCAGUUCUACUUCACUAAAACUGUCUUAGAUGCCAUGCCAGCCAAUUGUCCAAGAAUUACACUCGGGCCUAUUGUGUGCCCAGCCGGGAGCAUCACAAUGGAGCAGAUCUGAUUACACACCAGGCAAGCCAUGACUUGUUCCUGUCAGCUCUCAGUGUGUGAUGGUGAUUGAGCACUUUCUUAACACAUAGUUGAUUCCUCUGUGUAUUUAGUGUAUGCCUUAUCACUGUGAUUUCAACACUUCCAACAGUUUUCAAACUGGGCUCCCGAGUGGCGCAGCGGUCUAAGGCACUGCAUCUCAGUGCUAGAGGCAUCACUACAGACCCUGGUUCGAUUCCAGGCUGUAUCACAAUUUGGCUGUGAUUGGGCGGCGCACAAUUGGCCCGGGGUAGGCCGUCAUUGUAAAUAAUACUUAUUUCUUAACUGACUUGCCUAGUUAAAUAAAGGUUAAAAAAUAUAUAUAAUAAUUUGGAAAUAACUAAGAGCAACGCCUAUGUAAACACAUUAGCUAAUCAUGCUUUUUGCUCUGUGUUCAUUUGAUGAUUUACUGUUGAAAAGAUGAACAAUUAUCACCAUAAUUAAUAAUGGUACAUUUUCAGGCUUAUCAGAACAGCUUUAGAUGUUGUGCAAUAGAUUCAUACAGUUUCUUGGAAAUUUGAACUAUAUCUCCUACAGUAACUAUAUUAUUUUCUAAUGAAAAGUCCCUGUGUUGUUGAGUAGUAUGCUCACUUGAGGAAUCACAGUGUGCAUUUGACCAUAUCUCUAUUGUUGUAAGAAGACUGUAGCUGUUAAGGUGUAAUUCAACCCCAGUAGUUCGUGUUAAUCCACUUAGUUUCCCUCACAAUGGACAGCUUGAAAUUCUAGUCCUGCCCACAACGCCACAGAAUGCAGGCCUGAUGGGAUUUAUGGUUUGCCAAGAUUUUUAGCGCCAUUUCUACAACCGUAAGGAGGGAAAUAACUUGAUUUUGCCACCAGAAACCAGUUCAGACUUCAAAGUAUUUUAACGCACCAGCUUAUUCUCAUGUUUCUAUAACCGUUUUUAGCGCUUGUUUUAAAGACCUCAAAAUCUCAUGAACUAACUUUUUGCAUUUAAAGAAGAUGAUGAUAGACGAGAGGAGAAGAGGGAGAGAAGAAGUUGACUGGGCAUGAGGAGAGGAUAUGUGAGAGUGAGGAGGGGUGAAAUUUGGAGUUUCUUUUAUUUUUAUUUUUAUUAAAAAAUUUGUGGGUAUUUUACCCCCUUUUUCUCCCCAAUUUCGUGGUAUCCAAUUGGUAGUAGUUACAGUUCCUGUCCCAUCGCUGCAACCCCCGUACGGACACGGGAGAGGCGAAGGACGAGAGUUGUGCGUCCUCCGAAACAGAACCUAACCGAGCCGCACUGCUUCUUGACACAGUGCCCGCUUAACCUGGAAGACAGCCGCACCAAUGUGUCGGAGGAAACACCGUACACCUGGCGACCGAGUCAGCGUGCACUGCGCCCGGCCCGCCACAGGGGUCGCUCUAGCGCGAUGGGACAAGGACAUCCCUGCCGGCCAAUCCCUCCCCUACCCUGGACGACGCUGGGCCAAUUGUGCGCCGCCCCAUGGGUCUCCCGGUCGCGGCCGGCUACGACAGAGCCUGGACUCAAAUCAGGAUCUCUAGAGAUUUGAGAGUUUGAAGGGGAUCAGAAAGGGAGCUGUAGAUAAGAGGAAGGAAAGUGUUAUGCAAAGAUGUGAGAUGGAACAGCGGGAACAUGGAAGGGUGGAGAAGAGAGUGGAAGAGAGAGUGGAGAUGUGAGCGAGUGGAGAUGUGAGAGAGUGGAGAUGUGAGAGAAGAGAGAGGCUGAGGCACUACAGAGGGCACUAGACUGACUCUGCUGGCAAGCUGUGGGCGGGUCAUUGUUCCCCAGGGCAUGCAUGGCUGCCAGGACCUGUCAGGAGGCUUGCUGUGGCAUUCAGCUCCACUGAGGAGCCAUGUUGCUGUCUAUUCAGACCCUCUGUCCCUCACGGCAGCUAAAAGGGGACUUUAAGCUUUAUUAGCAAGAGAGUGUGUGUGUGCUUGCGUGCAUGGUGGGCCACUCCUGGGCACCGCUGGGCUCCUGGCAGUGUGUUUGUGUGUGAUGCUGGUUCUCACUUCUCUUCCCAUCCCCAGGCUGAAUGACUAUUUAUCCUGCUCAUUCUCUCUGGCCUGUGUUUUUCUUCUGCUAGCCCGUCUGAAUGGUCCGAUGCUGAUCCUUUUCUCUACACUGUGGUUUGGAGUGUCUGGUCGUGGUGUUCUUUCCUGGUAUGCCACCGUAUUAGAGAGCAUUUGGACAGAAUAUCCUGCUGUGUGUGAAGAAGACUUGUGAAAGACUAGAAAAUGUUGGAAAGGUGGUGGCUUUCUCCACUUUCAGUAAUACUUCUGUUAGGUCAUUACUCAUGUCCCCAGACAAGCAGGACAUAGAGUGCAGCGGUAAAGACCCACAAGGAGAGAGAUCGUCAUCAUUGCAUGGGAGACCUCAUCUGUAAGCACUAAAAUACUGUUCAUUGUACCCCAAAUUCACACAUUCGCUAUGAUACAGUCAUGCAGAAUACAUUUUCUAUCCCCAAUAGGCUGGUGAGCACUAAUAGAGCACUAAUAGAAUUCUCAGGAAUAUCUGCCUUCCUAUCCCCCUCUUGAAUGACUUAAGGCUUAUAAAGUCUGACUCCAUUCCUUUUGACAAUAUGAACAUAUGGUUCCCAUCAGAAGGACUCAUAAUGGCCUUACUGGAAUUGAGGGUCAAGGUUAGGCAUAAUGGGUUUUGGCAUAAUGACAGUACUCUGCUGGUGGUUUUGCUCUGCAGGGUGUAUGUUCGUGCCUGCUGUUUGCAAGCUUCGAGUGUACUGUCUCUUGAGUAGGUAGCACUUUGCCAAUACAGUAUGUUAGAUAGUUGAAUUUCAUCACGAUAUUGUCUUGCAAGAAGAUAGCAGCAAUGUUGAUUCAGAUAGAGUUCAGAAGAGAAAUACAGUCUGAAGUUAGCAUUACGUUAUUACGUGAAUCAAAGGAGUGAAUCAAAGGAAUAUGUCCCCUAGCAAUGCAGAUGAAUGUGAUGAGUCAAAUAUUAAAGGAACUGAUUAAUUUGUAGUUGGUCAGCUCAGACUGAGGGAGAGGUAUAGCUAUGCAAGGAAUCCAGUCCUGGAGGGACAAUAAUAAAAUGGGUCAUGGUUCCAUGACUUUACUCUGUGAAGUUGAAGUAAGGACAUUCCAAGCCCCUUGACUGGAGAGAGAGAGAGAGAGAGAGCAAAGUACUAGGCUUGACUUACAGUAGGAAACUGAUGAUUCACAUGUCUUGAGGGUGAGGUCAUUGCAGUGAGGUGGUAGUACUCAGGGGUGGACUGGGACCAGAAAUCGGCUCAGGCAUUUCUAACACACCAGCCAGCCCAUUUUUUUCCUUGAGGCCCCCACACACACCGGCCCAUUUUAUUUCUUGAGGCCCCCAUUAUUAGCCAGAUAAUGAUCAUUUGGCAAAAACAAGUUUGACAGGCCCAAUAGGCUAAAAGUGGAAGGCCAUCUGGCAUUUGCCAAAAAUGCCAGAUGGCCAGUCGGCCCCUGGUAGCACUGCACAAAGGAGAGCUGUUCAGUUCUGCUGACUUGGAUCAGCUUCCAUCCACUACUCCUGACUCCCAUAGCUUGUGACAGUUAGUGCACCUGGGCAGGGAGCAAGCCCUUUUGACAAGGAACAAACCCCUCUCUACCUUAACCUCUCUACCAGUUGGUGGUAGCAUGUUUCUACAAUGAGUUAAUCUGUCAACACAUUUAGCUCCUACAAGACCCUUGAGACAAGACAGAUUCUACAGACUGAAGUCUGUCAGUGUACACACAGAUACUGACCCCUGCUGGUUACAUUGACCACCACACCUCUUAUAGUGUUUGCCAGUGGUAUUUUACAUAUUGAGAGCUUCUAUCUGCAUUAAAAUUGGGUUAUUGACAUACCCUUGUUCUGUACAAUGUUAUCUACCUAUAUAGUACUCAUGUUGCUAAGUCCAAAAGAAAACAAGAUAAACAUUGAUGACACCAUUCAAACCAAUGAGGUUUCGGAACUUUAAAGCCAAUUAUCUCCGAAUCCUCUUUUUGCAGAUAUAACUUUAUAGUCCCAAGCUCUCGAUAUGCUGAAUGUUUGGAUAUUGUUUUAUAGUGGCGCAGCGAGUGGUGCAGUGGUGUCACUACAGACCCCCUGGUUCAAUUCCAGGCUGUAUCACAACCGGCUGUGAUUGGGAGUCCCAUAGGGCGGCGCACAAUUGGCCCAGCGUCGUCCGGGUUUGGCCGGUGUAGGCUGUCAUUGUAAAUAAGAAUUUGUUCUUAACUGACUUGCCUAGUUAAAUAAAAAAAAAUAGGUUCAUGAUAGGAAUAUUAAGUGUACACUUAACUGGUUUCAGUUUGAAGGCUGUCAGAAGGCUUUCUCUCGGCUGGAGAACCUGAAGAUCCACCUGCGCAGCCACACUGGAGAGAAGCCUUAUCUAUGCCAGCACCCAGGCUGCCACAAAGCCUUCAGCAACUCCAGCGACCGAGCCAAGCAUCAGCGCACACACCUGGACACAGUGAGUUGAGUGGCAUGUCUCAGACAGACACACAGAAAACACAUGCACACAUUGAGACACUGAUCUCUUACUCUGUUUUCUUCCUUAUUCUCUCUCUCGUGUCGCUCUCUUUUUGUCCUCUCUCGAGCUGGACAUGGCAGCUAGCUAGCAUUUCCACCUUCAAAAAAGCUGUACACAAAUACUUCAGUGUAGACUGUGCUUUUAUCUAGACAGCUUUUAUGUGAUGUGUAUGCUUUUAUUGAUUAUAUGGAACCCAGAAGUGAGUGGACUAUCGUGGCUAAAUAAAUCAAAUUAAAUGACACACACACCGAAAGUCGAAACUGAAAGUUGUUGGUUUUGUGACAUUAUUUACAGUUGUCUGUGUACGUGUGCAUGUUUGUGCAGAAGCCGUACGCGUGUCAGAUCCCUGGUUGUGUAAAGCGCUACACUGACCCCAGCUCCCUGCGCAAGCACGUCAAAUCCCACUCCUCCAAAGAGAGGCAGUUGAGGAAGAAGGUCAGUAUGGAGCUGCCUGGACUCUACUCUUUACACUUAGGCCUGAUAAUCCGCUCAAUCAACCUCAGGAAUUUACACUUUGCAGUGAAAGGAUCCACUUGACUUUAUCACAGUCUCAAUGGCUCUUUAGAAACACUCUCUCUUUCACAGCCUCUUACUUUUCCCCACUUCUGUUGUAUCGCAAACACAUCCACUUACACAGUACACUAACACAGUAUGCCUCCACGUAUUGUUGUAUAAAUCUUCACUAGUUAGUUGAUUUGCUUUGCUGCGCUGUAAUGUUCAGAACAUAUUAAAGUCCCUGUAGGGGAUAAUUAUGCUCAUUAAAUAAAUCUUACAGUUAAGGUUAUGUCACCAUAGAUACAACAUGCCGCAGGAGGUGGGCUGUUUCUAUAAAAAUAAAAAAUAUGUACGAACGCUCCCACAUUCACAGCUUUUUUCAUUAGCAAGUUAGUGUAUUCUCUACUGCAUUUAUGCUGAUCUCUGUACCUCUGUUUCUCUGUGAUUGGUCUAAAGCUGAGGUUGUCUGUUGACAUGAGCCAAGAGGCAUUAACGGAUUGCCUAACCAUCCAACACCUGAAACCCAGCCUCUCUCCUCUGGACAUGAUUGACAGAAGGUUGGGCCAAUCCCCUAGCCCUUCCCUAGAUCACUACACAGGUACACAUCUUCCAGAUGCUCUGACUGUGCCUUUAUUUAGAGUUAGGUAGGCCUAUUCGGUUAGGUAGGCCUAUUAUGUACGUAUAUUCUUCUUAAUUAGAGUCUCGGUGAUGGGUUUAUGUUGUGUGUAGCCUUGUCCAGUGUAUCCAUAUCUCUAUUUUGUUGUCUGUGUUUUAUAGAAUUGCUGUCCAGUGGCCAGUCUAGCCACUGUGUGUCUCUAUCCAUCCCUGUCCAUUCAGCUGUUCCACAGCGCCAACCCUCCUCAAACAGCUCACACCUGGCUCUGCUGCGCUCCCAGCAGGACAGUUACAGGUACUGCACCCACACAGCAGAACGACUAUUAUUUGUCUUCUAAUCUAUUUGAGUUCACCACAGAAGUUUAUUCAGCUUUGACUAUGAGGCAGUUUAGUGUCAUUGCCGGUUGUUUAUAUGCAGAGGGAACAUUUUCAUUUAUGAUAAACAAUUCAUACAAUGGUGUUUUACCUAUGGUCAAAUUAUGAAAAUUCAUUAGCAGCUGUCACAAUCACUUAGUAUUUGUUGCUGUGGUAGUUAUGUGGAAAUCAUUUUCUAAGACAUUGGUGGUGAGAACAUUUCCAUUUUAAAACUAUGUGUAAACUUCACCACAGUGAUAUGUGCACAGUUAAUGUUAUACUGUAAUUCUGUCUUAAAUGUUAAAACGUGCAGGAGAUAGUCUUGAACUAGAAAAGUGGGUACUAUUUAAACCAUUCAUCAUUCAUAGUGAUAUUUAGUCACAUAUUUUUAUCUCUGUAAUGAAGGCUACUCAUCAUAAAUGCAGUAAUCAAUUUACAAUAAAUGUGUAGGAGUAGUAGUCGAGCAAGGAUUUCUAUCACUGCGUUCAAUGUUCCUUCCUUGAGACUUUGAGAAUACAGUUAUAUUCCCAGAUCUUGUGUAAAGGUUGAAGCAUUUACAAUGAAUGUGUUUCGUAGUUAUGACAAGUGCUGGCUAAUGAAAGUUCUGAAGUCAUUACCUUAAGAGCAGUCUUUCACUCUCUCUCCCCUCCUACUGGGUAAUCAAUUAACAGCGUUCUUGGAAUUCUGCAGGUGAAAUAAUUAUACCUGUAUAUUAUGAAAGACCUUACCUAGUCCUGUUGAAAGCCGCAGCCCCUUCAAGAACCUCUAUUGAUGGCUUUUUGCAGAUAAUUUUCUCAGUGUGUCUAAGACAUUGACGGAGAAAUAUGUGUUCGAAUGGCAUCACUGGAUGCAUAAUGUCUGACUCUGACAAUGUGUCAGACAAUGGUGAAUAGAUGGUUAUAUUUCUCAUCCAUCCUGUUUAACCUCUAUGGGAUCGGUGUCCCGUAAACGGGACGGUUGAGCUAACGUGCGCUAAUGUGAUUAGCAUGACUGUUUUAAGUAACAGCAGAAUUUCCAGGACAUAGACAUGUCUUAUAUGGGCAGAAAGCUUAAAUUCUUGUUAAUCUAACUGCACUGUCCAAUUUACAGUAGCUAUUACAGUGGGAAUAUACCAUGCUAUUGUUGCACAACAACAAAAAAAUGUAUCACAGCAACUGGUUUGAUACAUUCACCUCUGAAGGUAAAUAAUGUACUUACAUUCAGUAAUCUUGCUCUGAUUUGUCAUCCUAAGGGUCCCGUCCCAGAGAUAAAAUGUAGCAUAGUUUUGUUUGAUAAAAUCCAUUUUUAUAUUCAAAUGUAGGAACUUGGUUGUACAGUUUGAACCCCUGCUGUCUCUGGCUCCACACCCAACCCGCCCGGCCAUCUAGAUGUGUGAAAGUUAGUGUAUAAGCUAAUGAUCCAUCAUGUAUGAAAUUCCUGGGAGUGUGUAAACUUACAUUUUGUAUUACUAUAUCAUUUUUGUAUGUUCUCUAUAGUUAUGUACUUGAAAAUGUAGUCCAGUAUUGCAACGCUUCACUGGAUCAAUCUGAAACUUUGCACACACACUGCUGCCAUCUAGUGGCCAAAUUCUAAAUUGCGCCUAAACUGCAAUAUUAUAUUGUGGCCUUUCUCUUGCAUUUCAAAUAUGAUGGAACAAAAAUAUAUAUAGAAAAGGCAUGUUUUUUUGUUUGUAUUAUCUUUUACUAGAUCUAAUGUGUUAUAUUCUCCUACAUUAAUUUCACAUUUCCACAAACUUCAAAGUGUUUCCUUCAAAUGGUAUCAAGAAUAUGCAUAUCCUGAGCUACAGGAAGUUAGAAAUGGGUAUGUCAUUUUAGGCAGAAAUUGAAAAAAAGGGUCCGAUCCUUAAGAAGUUAAAGUGGUUUGGUUUUUGAAAUAUUCACAUCUACUUUCUGGGAAGAGAACCUGCUGCAGGACCAGUUGCAUCUGUUGGUCAAGCGACUUGGUAUUUCUAUUCAUUUUGAGUUCCCAUUGGCACAGUGACUGUAGCCAUGAUUGACUUAAAUGCCUCUCCCAUUUUCUCUCUUUUUUUCUGAUCUGAAACAAAUAAGUACUUAAACGUCGGUUGUCAUGGCUUUAUGGCAAGAAGCUCAUAGUUAGAAUAAUCUGAUUAAAAUAAAGCACAAUUUUCUCCCCUUGUGAAAGACCCCAAUGGGCUUUCUGUGGCCUGCUGCACCUCAGCUGUGAAGAGAGCGGUUGGGAAGAGAUUUUACAGGUUGGGAAUGGCCAGCAACACUGUUGCCUGGUCAGCCCACAAAAAAACAUUCCUUCAUCCAUGCACUUCAAAGGCAGUGAGAAGGAGGGUUUUCUGAAGUUUUGGGCAGCCAGAUGCUCAUGGCUUCUCACUGACACUGAUUGAUUGUCCUGGUAGCAGCAGUAGGCCACAACAUUCACCACAGGAUUCUGGGUACACAAUCAGCCAAUGAAAGCAGGCCUUGCUUUGCCUCAUCAGUCUCUAGGGCCUGCAUUAGUGGAUGCUAUAGCCACCAACUAGAGUGGCUCAGGAAUUCAAUAAGUGAAUCAUAAAAUCCGAAAAAUACCCUUCAGAGGCUCCUGGAAGAGGAUUGCUGUAAUUACUUUUCUAGAUGUUAAAUCGAUUGUAAAAUAUUUUCUUCACUGCCGUUAUGUGAUUUCUUUAUUUCCUCAUUCAGCCUGUGCAUGGUUAUGCCCUUAAUCAAUUGCAUUGUAAACAGCUCAAUUAUUUUAAUUAUUACCCUGGUGCCAGUAAGAAAAAUGAAAAAGGUUUUCAGAUACACCAUAAAAGCAGUCAUCCAACUCAUUGUUUGGCUUUCCUUCUAAGGAUUUUCUUCACAAUAUCCUCUUUCUUACUUUCUGAUGCCUGGUAUGGGAAAAGAAGGUUGCCAUAUUUAAGUAAUCAGGCAUUUUAGUCUGGGCAAACGAACUAAAACAAGUCAUUAAGAUUUCUCUCACGUACCAUCUGCCAAAUAAGAAACGUAUAUCUGUGCUUAGUUAACAUGCGUUAUUUAUAAUCUGAGAGGUGUGCUAUGUUACUUCCUCUCAGUUAUGAAUUAGCGGACUCUUUUAAACAGACUUUUACUUGUCAGAUAUCAGUGUGGUCAGGCCAAAAAGCUGUGAAAUGUUUGUUCCUGGUGAAAUUUGAAGUGAAAUACAUCCAAAACGUUCCUAAUAAUUUGGUCAAUAUAUCCCAACCACAACUCAAAUACUAAUCAUUUCUGUAUUACUUUAAACUGUUGGUCUAACUCUAAGGCUGCAUUUACAUUAGUGCUGAGUGAUUUAGUUCUUUUUGAGGUCGGUUCGGUUUUGGUUAGAUUAUUUUUAAAAAGAUCACGGUUUUCGAUUACGGUUUCGAUUAUUUAACAAAUGCACUAUGCAUUAUUUCAGUUGAAUGCUGUAACAACACAGAAUGAAACAAUUCAUAGAAAUCCCAUGAUGGUAGUGACUGCCCAUUACUGCUUAUCACUUAUUAACCAUAAUUGAUUCACAUUACUUUACUUUAAUAAAAUAUUUUUACAAUAUUUCAGUUGUUGUGUAUAUUACAUUUGUUUUAUUUGAUGACUUUAUUAUUUAAUUCCAAAUCAUCAUCUCAUCUCUAUAGAGCUGCUGCCUAUGCUGUCUGACAAAAUCACUAUUUUAGUAGUUCUUCAAAGUAAAUAAGGCAUACUUUUAUAACUGCUGAAUACCAACUAUCAAUCACUGCUGUCUAUCCAUCUCGAUUGCACAUUCUUCUGUCUCUUCACUCUCUUGCUCCAUGUCUGCCCCACACUUACUUAAUGUAGCAGGCAUAAAAGAAACACACAGACCGGACAAGUAGGCGCGCAAUGGAUUAUGGUCAUUGUAGUUAAAUACCAUGUUUUCUGCACUAAACUAUGUAGAAUAUUGACCUGUUGGAAACGACAACUCCCUACUACAUUGCACAGUUCAGGCUUGAGCUGAUUUAUCUCUAGAGAAACUGUACAAUGUGCUUAUUGAGCUCACAGAAAAAAAACGAAUAAAAUGAAAUUCAAAUAAUUGAACCGAAGUCAGUCAAUUAGUUAUUUAAAAAACGAAAAAUAACUGACAUUUCGGUUAAUCACUCAGCAAUAGUUUACACAGGCAGCCCAAUUUUGAUAUUUUUUCACAAAUUGGCCUUUUGUCCAAUCAGAUCAGCUCUUUUAUCAAUAAUUGGGAAAAAUAUAAGAAUCAGUUCAGAAAGUCAACACCAAACCCCUUUAAGUGUCAUAACCCCUUAUGCUUAUUUGUGUACUUUUCACCACGCUUUUCACCCCCUCUAGUUCUGUAGCCUACUAGAAACAAUGUAUUUUAAGGUUUAUAAUACUACCAAAGUUGUCUUUGAACUCAAAAAAAUUUGCCCAAUAUACCCGUUACCAAUUAUCACUCAUUUUGAUAAAUAGCGCUCAUGCGCAUUUCGUCACUUCGCAAUAUAAACUUUCUCAGUUUGAAAAAACAUCAUUUUCUAUAUCAUUCGUGUUUAUGAAUUUACCAUGUAAAAUUUGACUGUAUUAUUUCAUUUGUUCUAAGUUAGCUCACAGAUUUGAGGGUUUGUUAAGAAGAGAAAGAGAGGAGAUAUUGCGUAUUUCUCCAUUCUCCUUACAAGCAGGCACAUGCACAGAUAGGGCUCUAGCUGUGCAGAGCACAUGCCCCUUUUCCCUUCCAGGCUCCAAAGUGCCCUUUUGAGUGGUGGUAUAAUUUCCAUGAGGCUGAGAGAAAAAUGUGCAGUUUUACAGCAAAUGUCCUGUCACUCUAAACUAUUUUGACAUGAAUUAUGACGUGUUCAUAUCCUAUCUGGGGAGGGGGCUAUGUCAUAAGCCCUCAAAGUUCCAGAAUGGGGUGAAAAUGGCAGCCAUAUUGGUCAGGGAUAAAUCCAAACCAGUCUAAUUGGAAUUAAUGUCAGUAGAGGCAUAAUCCUGAUUUUACUUAUGCAGGAAAAUAAAACAAAACCAUGUGAUAUAUCAGAAAUUGUGUAAUAUAUUUAUUGUCAACCUAAAAUAUUGUCAUAUCAUCAUAAAUACAGUUUAUACGGGUUUUAUACCAAUUUUCUGUAUACAUAGCCUCUAAAAUUGUGACUAGGUGUGAAUGAAGGAGUCAAGCGCAGGAGGUAAAAUACCGAAGUCCAGAGUUUAUUCCAUUUACAUAAAUCAAACGCCCAAAGCGUCAAACGAAACUAUUACAAGGGAAAACAUCCACCUUGGCAUAAACACAGUGAAUAGUAGCUCAACCGAGCUACACGCUCUCACAACAAACAAUCACUCACAAAGACAAGGGGAACAGAGGGAACACUUAUACACAUACUAAUUAGGGGAAUGAGCACCAGGUGUGUGUGAUUGACAAGACAUGACAAGUGGAGUGAUGAGAAUGGGAUCGGCAGUAGCUAGUACUUCCGGUGACGACGAACGCCGAAGCCUGCCCGAACCAGGAGGGGGGGCAGCCUCGGCGGAAGUCGUGACAAAAAUAAAUGUAAACAGACCAUAAAUGUCUAAAAAAAUAUAUAUUGGAAAGCUGAGAGUGCUAUUAUAUAAUAUCAGUACUUGUUAGAUUUACAACUUGUCUAAAUCCUAUCAUCUACUGAUUUCAGCCAGUGUAUGGCUGUGGAUUGACUGCAUUGUUUGAAUGGAAUGUUGGCAUAUUGGCAGUUAAUUUGAAAAUAAUUAUGGAAUCAGUCCUCUAAAACUGUCUGGCUAGCUAGCUAACAAACAGUGCAGAUAAAUUCUUCAAAUUCAUUAUUUUACACAAUAUCUUAUCACAGCACUGGCAAACCAUGGUUGACCAACUCCCUGACCUUUAUCCCAUCAUAAGAAGGUUCAUGUCCAUUCUAGUAUUCUAAUUCCUAAUUCUAUUGGGCCAACCUCCAGGGGGCCCCCAACCCCAAGAAAUCUAUAUAUAUAUAUAUAUAUAUAUAUACACUGCUCAAAAAAAUAAAGGGAACACUUAAACAACACAAUGUAACGCCAAGUCAAUCACACUUCUGUGAAAUCAAACUGUCCACUUAGGAAGCAACACUGAUUGACAAUAAAUGUCACAUGCUGUUGUGCAAAUGGAAUAGACAACAGGUGGAAAUUAUAGGCAAUUAGCAAGACACCCCAAUAAAGGAAUGGUUCUGCAGGUGGUGACCACAGACCACUUCUCAGUUCCUAUGCUUCCUGGCUGAUGUUUUGGUCACUUUUGAAUGCUGGCGGUGCUUUCACUCUAGUGGUAGCAUGAGACGGAGUCUACAACCCACACAAGUGGCUCAGGUAGUGCAGCUCAUCCAGGAUGGCACAUCAAUGUGAGCUGUGGCAAGAAGGUUUGCUGUGUCUGUCAGCGUAGUGUCCAGAGCAUGGAGGCGCUACCAGGAGACAGGCUAGUACAUCAGGAGAUGUGGAGGAGGCCGUAGGAGGGCAACAACCCAGCAGCAGGACCGCUACCUCCGCCUUUGUGCAAGGAGGAGCAGGAGGAGCACUGCCAGAGCCCUGCAAAAUGACCUCCAGCAGGCCACAAAUGUGCAUGUGUCUGCUCAAACAGUCAGAAACAGACUCCAUGAGGGUGGUAUGAGGGCCCGACGUCCACAGGUGGAGGUUGUGCUUACAGCCCAACACCGUGCAGGACGUUUGGCAUUUGCCAGAGAACACCAAGAUUGGCAAAUUCGCCACUGGCGCCCUGUGCUCUUCACAGAUGAAAGCAGGUUCACACUGAGCACAUGUGACAGACGUGACAGAGUCUGGAGACGCCGUGGAGAACGUUCUGCUGCCUGCAACAUCCUCCAGCAUGACCGGUUUGGCGGUGGGUCAGUCAUGGUGUGGGGUGGCAUUUCUUUGGGGGGGCCGCACAGCCCUCCAUGUGCUCGCCAGAGGUAGCCUGACUGCCAUUAGGUACUGAGAUGAUAUCCUCAGACCCCUUGUGAGACCAUAUGCUGGUGCGGUUGGCCCUGGGUUCCUCCUAAUGCAAGACAAUGCUAGACCUCAUGUGGCUGGAGUGUGUCAGCAGUUCCUGCAAGAGGAAGGCAUUGAAGCUAUGGACUGGCCCGCCCGUUCCCCAGACCUGAAUCCAAUUGAGCACAUCUGGGACAUCAUGUCUCGCUCCAUCCACCAACGCCACGUUGCACCAUAGACUGUCCAGGAGUUGGCGGAUGCUUUAGUCCAGGUCUGGGAGGAGAUCCCUCAGGAGACCAUCCGCCACCUCAUCAGGAGCAUGCCCAGGCGUUGUAGGGAGGUCAUACAGGCACGUGGAGGCCACACACACUACUGAGCCUCAUUUUGACUUGUUUUAAGGACAUUACAUCAAAGUUGGAUCAGCCUGUAGUGUGGUUUUCCACUUAAAUUUUGAGGGUGACUCCAAAUCCAGACCUCCAUGGGUUGAUACAUUUGAUUUCCAUUGAUAAUUUUUGUGUGAUUUUGUUGUCAGCACAUUCAACUAUGUAAAGAAAAAAGUAUUUAAUAAGAUUAUUUCAUUCAUUCAGAUCUAGGAUGUGUUGUUUAAGUGUUCCCUUUAUUUUUAUGAGCAGUGUAUAUACAUUUUGGGGGUUGGGCACCCCCAAAGCCUGUGGGCCCCCCCGCCUUGCAUGGGCUGUGGGGGUUUGUGGUACGCCAGUGACCCCCACCCAGUCAGUUGGUUGUGCCUGUUGACCUGCCCUGUACGGAGCUUGCGUGUGCCCGGUUGCGCCUUUUUCCUAGUCUGCCCUGUACAGAGAUUGGUGCUUGCGUGUAUGCCCGGUUGCGCCUUUUUCCCAGUCUGCCCUGUACAGAGAUUGCGCACACCCGGUAUCCAAACACACAUGGCUUGAGAGAUGCGGUCGCCGAUCAAAUGUGUAGUGUGUAGCUAGCUACUUAGUUAAAAUAUCAACAGUACUGCCACAGCAGCAUAACAUUUGACUAACACUUGAUAACACUUGAUUUAGCCUACAUCAUCAUCAAUAUUCGGUCUGGUUGGCUGAUACAUGCAGCAGAGAGAGACAGAAAGACAGAAAGGUAAAUCACAAUCAGUAAAAGAAAUCGAGCUAGCUAACUAGCAGAUUUACAUGAAUCAUCAACAUCAAUGAUCAGCUGAUAGCCCACCGUCUUUUCCCAAUGUCAAUCAUGUCUUUAGGAGGCACUGUAAAUAGCUUGCUUAAAAUUUGUGAUGAUGAGUGAGUGUGUUGUUGCAUAAAUAAAUAGGCCUACUGCAUGGGCAGUGACACAGUAUCAUUAUGUUUUGCAGCAGGUGUGCAGAUGAAAUUAUAUGUCUCCAUCUGUAUCUUGAACAACCUGAUAUGUUUGCCAAUAGGUCCCCCCACCACCUCAGCCCCAGGUCAUACCAAAACCAACUGACUGGUCCCUCCACUCCUCAUACUCACCAUCCCACUGGCUUAUCCCUAAAGACCAGCACACCUCUGAGUCAUCCCAGUCACACUCCUGUAGUAAACGCAGACCACCACCCAGGUAAAUGACACCUACUAACUACAGGUACAUCAAAUAUGUUUCACUGCAUUCAUCUAUUAGGUGCUAAUGUACUAAAUUGAAGAUAUCCUUCCCUGGAAUGUCAAAAGUGACAGCAGAUCAGGUUGGUAAUGCAUCACAGAGAUCUGCAUAGAAUUACACCUGCGCCUACAGGAUGGCAUAGCUUUUUGACUGUGGAAAUGUGCCUGUGGAAAGAAAACAAUGGUACAAUUCCUCAGGGAAAUUCCUACUCUGAAAUGAGAGACUGUUCGUUUUAUUGGGAGAAAGUCUAUCAAAUAAUUGUGUGGGUGGUUUGACAUUCUGUUAUGACAGAUACUCUCAGAUAUAGGAUGAUCAUGGCUUAAUGCUAUCUGUUGUGCAGCAGGUGGCUGAUGUUUUUCUAUGUAGGAAAGAAGAAGCAGCUUUACUCUCUGGAUCAUAGCUGAAAAUAGAUAGCACAUUUUCCCCACUGGACUUGCCAGCAGCACUUGAUGUUGACAAGGUGUUCAUGCUGUGCACCGUUUCUGUUGUUUUGAUAAGAACAAUGCUUCAAACUACUCAAAGCACAGUUCUGUAGUAUCAGAUAUAGAGUAAUAGUGCUUCAAUAAGGUACCAUGGUGGUUGUAAUGGUUUUACUUUUAUCUAUACCAUAUUUAUUUGUCUAUAUGAAUAUCAAGAUAUGAAGCCAAUGUGCUUGUGGAAGAAGUAACAAUGAAUAAAGUUGAAAAGAGCGAAACACCAGAGAAGGAAAACAGAUUCUUCAGUCUCCCCCUUCAUCUAUUCGUAAAAUGUAAAUAACUAGAGGUACCUGUUAUUUUCCUCCUCAGGUUUUAGUGGUCAGAUCCAAAUGGUGUACUCUCCAUCAUACAACAAUGAUACACACAAAUCCACCAAGCAGACCAACUCCUGUCACCUGAUGCAAACCCCAGUGUUUGAUGACAGCCUUGCUCCAACAUUUACCACUCAGAAUGGACUAGACAUCUCCCAAAGAGCUCUGUCGUCUGGGCUCACAGGUAAUAAAGAGACAAAGUACAAUUACAGUAUAGUACGGAUAAACAUGCAGUCAUUUGCAUCUAUCGUAUAACAAGGACUCUCUGUGUGUGUUGCAUCCACAGUAAAUGACCUGCAGGGUGCGUCACAGGAUCUGCCAGUGCCAGUGAUGUCAGAGGACGCUUAUCUACAUGUCAGUGCGGUGGACCAUUGCUCUAGCCAGCUCUCCUGUAUUUACACUGAGGGUUGACGUCAGCAAAUAUAUCCACUUCCUAAGGCAGAUGAUUUCAAUAAUACUCCUACAACAAGCAUAUUGUUCUUCAGCUCCAUGCUCACUGAAAUUGACCUGAGUGUGAUGCCCCUAUUGGGUGAGAACUGUAGACAAGAGGGGACAUACAGUAGUUUUAAUGAAUUCAAUGGGCAAAAUGAACAUAUCCACAUCACUUAUUAACUGACAUUGUUUUCAUAAUGGCAAGGCAUACAGUCAUAUGUAUCAUAAAAACUAUUCUGAGAUCCUUACUUUUGGAGUCUGCAAGAUGCUGUCUUCAUUCAAGUGAGUAUCAUCCACAGGAGGCUGCUGAGGGGA
Molecule: messenger RNA, 25406 nt
Organism: Coregonus sp. 'balchen'
Lineage: Eukaryota; Metazoa; Chordata; Actinopteri; Salmoniformes; Salmonidae
Source: the annotation of a GenBank genome assembly